Messenger RNA from Strigops habroptila (Kakapo), 8840 nucleotides. RefSeq names its product discs large MAGUK scaffold protein 5 (gene DLG5). The record is from RefSeq and is a predicted model, not a curated record. Gene Ontology annotation, molecular function: protein binding. Bases 679 to 6732 code for a protein of 2017 amino acids. The transcript has 33 exons. Gene Ontology annotation, biological process: regulation of apoptotic process. NCBI's taxonomy places the organism in Eukaryota, Metazoa, Chordata, Aves, Psittaciformes, Psittacidae.
GUCGGCGGGCGGCGAGGAGAGGAGAGGAGCGGACGGGCAAUGCGCUGCUACAGCUCCGUCUCGGCGCAGGCGGCAGCCUUGUGCAACCAAUAUGGCUGCGUGCGGCCGCGAAUGAAAGGAGGUGCUUGGAGCUGAAGCCGUCUCCCCCCACCCCCUCCGCGGCUGUGUGGCCUUUAGCGAGCGGAGGAGAGAAGUUGUCUGGGCUGCCCCGCGGGGGGUGGGGGGUGCCGGGGAGGCGGUGGCCCUGCCCGCGGCUCCUGCUCUGGGCUGUCCCCCUCCCGGGGGCAGGGGAAAGGAGAAGUUUCACCGCCCGGGGGGGCGGAAAAGCGGCGAGAGGGGCGCCAGCUGGAGGAGGAAGAGCAGCAACAGCCCCUGACGGCUACUCGCCCCCCAUCUGCCUGAGGGGGAGCGCGGCGCCGGCUCCCGGCCCGGAGGAGGAGGAAGAGGCAAAGCUGUCCUCGGCCCAGGUCCUGCCCGAGCUCCGCGCCUUCUCACCGGGACGAAGUUUCGCCGGGGGCCGCUGCGGGGGCGCCGGCUGCCGGAGGAGGGCGGCCGGCAGCGCUCCGCCUUGGCCCGCGCCUCCGCGGGGGCGGCGGUGGCGGAGCGGCGGGGCCGGGGGGCGACGGCGGUGCGCAGCCCCGGCGGGCGAAGUUUGGCUGGCGGCGGCCUGCAGCGGCCAUGGAGCCGAAGCACAAGGAGCUGCUCGCCCAGUGCCGCCAGAGCCUGGCGCAGGCCAUGACCGAGGUGGACAAGGUGGUGGAGCUGCUGGAGGCCGCCGGCGCCCUCGGCGCCCGCGACCUGCGCGACCUGGAGGCGGCGGGCGGCGGGAAGGCCGAACUGCUCAUCACCUUGCUGCUGGCCAAGGAGCGGGACCACUUCCAGGACCUGCGGGUGGCCCUGGAGAAGACACAGCCCCACCUGCUCUCCAUCCUCUACCUGAACGGCGUGGCGGGGGCGCCGGCCGAGACGGCCGGUUCUACUUACAGUGUGCUGUCCAUAAUGCCUUCUGAUUCUGAAAGCAGCAGUUCUCUGAGUAGCAUUGGUACAACUGGUAAAGCAUCGUCUCCACCACCUGUAAUAGACACAAGACAGAUGAAUGAGAAGCUGGAGACAAUAUUAUAUCAGCUCCGUCAGGUAACUCGAGAGAGGGAUGAGCUGCGCAAGCGACUUGCACUUUCAUCUCCUGGAUCAACUUUUGAUGACUGCAGGCCUAGUCCAAAACCAAAUCAUGAUUAUGAAAGACUGAAGAUACAGUGCAUGAAGGCUAUGUCAGACCUACAGUCUCUGCAGAAUCAACACACCAAAACACUAAAAAGGUGUGAAGAAGCAGCAAAAGAGGCAGAUUUUUAUCACACAUUGCACAGUCGGCUGCUGAGUGACCAGUCGCAACUGAAGGAGGACAUGGAUACCUUGAAGAGGAAAAAUACGCAGUUGGUACGAGAACAUAAUCAUCUCCAGCAGUCGUGUGAGGAAAUGAAAAGACUUCACGAUGAGGAUCAGAAGGAGAUAAUGGACCUGCGCAGCCAGCAGCAGCAGGUUAUGAAGCAAAAUGGAUCAUCAGAGAUAUUAAAUAAACUUUAUGAUACAGCAAUGGACAAGCUAGAGGGUGUGAAGAAGGAUUAUGAUGCCCUAAGGAAACGGUACAAUGAGAAAAUCGCAAGUCACAACACGGAUCUGAGCCGUCUAGAACAGGCUGAGGAGGAGAACAGACGUUUUCAGAAACAGAUUGACAUGUUAAUGAAGCAAAGGGACACAGCAAUACAUUUUCAGCAGCAAUAUUCGUCCUCCAUUAGAAGAUUUGAAUCAGUACAGCAGGAACUAAGCAAUGCCACAGCACAAAACAAAGAGUUGCAGAGAGAGAUGGAGCGAUUACAGUCAGAGGUGACAAGGUUCAAAACAAUGCAGUUGAAAGCAGCAAAGGAUGCAGAAAAAUACAAGGAAGAAAGGGAUUCAGUAUUCAAUGAAUACCGCCUUAUAAUGAGUGAAAGAGAUCAAGUAAUCAAAGAGGUAGAUAAGCUUCAAACAGAGCUGGAGCUUGCAGAGUCCAAACUGAAGAACACUUCUUCUGAAAAGCGAGUGGCUAGUGAAGAGAUGGAAGCUUUAAGACAGGAGCUAAACUCAGCUCUAGUGGAAAGAGAUCGAGCAAUUUGUGAGAGGAAUGAGUUGCUGGAAAAAUACUGUCAUGAAGUGAAGGACAAAGCUGAGGCCCAGAAGGAACUUGACCAAGCGUGCAAGGAUAUAGAGACAGUGAAGGAGGAAAGAGAUGUUGCCAGGAAAGAGAGAACAGAAGCUAUCAUCCAGAGAGACCAUCUACUAAGGGAAUAUUAUCAGGCCCGUCAGAUACAAGAUUCUGCUACCCUUGACAUAGAAAGAGCAAACAAAGAAAUUGAAAUGCUUCGGAAACAAUAUGAGGCAAUGUCACAAGAACUAAAGGAAGCUGUCCAGGAAGCAGAAGUAGCCAAGUGUAGGAGAGAUUGGGCCUUUCAAGAGCGGGAUAAGAUUGUUGCAGAAAGGGAAAGUAUACGGACUUUGUGUGACAACUUAAGAAGGGAGAGAGACCGGGCCGUGAGUGACUUGGCUGAAGCUCUUCGCAAUCUGGAUGACAUGAGAAAGCAGAAAAAUGAUGCUGUUCGUGAACUGAAGGAACUGAAGGAGAAGAUGGAGAAUCAGUUGGAAAAGGAGGCCAGAUUCCGUCAGUUGAUGGCCCAUAGUUCCCAUGACUCAGCUAUAGACACAGAUUCUCUGGAAUGGGAAACAGAAGUGGUAGAAUUUGAAAAAGACAGAGACGAUAUGGACCUGAAAGCACUUGGUUUUGAUGUGGCAGAAGGUGUGAAUGAACCAUACCUCCCUGGAGACUGUGGGAUCUUCGUUACCAAAGUAGACAAAGGAAGCAUUGCUGAUGGUCGAUUAAGAGUGAAUGAUUGGUUGCUGAAGAUAAAUGAUGUGGAUCUUACUAAUAAGGAUAAAAAGCAAGUUAUAAAAGCUGUUCUAAAUGGAGGAGGUGUUAUUAACAUGGUGGUUCGAAGAAGGAAGUCCUUAGGUGGGCGAGUGAUAACGCCUCUUCACAUCAAUGUUUCCGGACAAAAAGAUAGUGGGGUCAGUCUAGAAAAUGGAGUAUUUGUUGCUGCUGUUGUGCCUGGAAGCCCAGCUGCCAAAGAGGGUUCCCUUAGUGUGGGAGAUAGAAUAAUUGCUAUCAAUGGCAUUGCAUUAGAUAAUAAGUCGCUUACUGAAUGUGAAGCUUUGCUACGGAACUGUAGGGAUUCCCUUACUCUGUCACUGAUGAAGGUUUUUCCUCAAAGUUCUUCUUGGAGUGGUCAAAAUAUAUUUGAAAAUCUGAAGGAUUCAGAAAAAAUAUCAAACUGUAGGGUUCAUACAUCAGACAUACAAGCCCAAAAUAAAAGAAAUCUGAAACUCAACAGCUCAACCCAGACCGACAUUUUCAAUCCAGACAUCAUGGAUGGCAAGAAGGACCAGAGUGAUCAGGGCAGCAGUUCAUUUUGCGAUCACAAAGCUUUCCCUAAUAACACAUUGCGAGUAGACUCUCACAGGAACACAGUGCACAGUUGCCACAGUAAUUCAGAACACAGUCUCAGCAACUUCAGCCCAGAGGCAUAUGGGGACCGAGGCUAUGGAGAUGUUGACUUGGACAACAGGAGGCUGCCUUAUGAACCUACAGGAGCUGACUGUAUGAUGGUAGAGACAGCAUUUGACAAAGGACAUGGAACUAAGCAUAGUGGUGGUACCUGGCCAAAAGUCAUGGUUAAUAUCUCAGCAACAGAAACCGAAAAGUUCUCUGUGUACAGAAAGCCAAAACAAAGGAAAUCUAUCUUUGACCCUGAUACUUUCAAAAGACCACCAACUCCUCCUAAAUUGGAGUACCUUUCCCCUAAUCAGGUGACAGGCCAUUCACCUCAGCCAUCAAAAGCUGAAAUGGCUUCAACUCCUCCAACUCCUCCUAAGAGGAGUGACUCUAUCAAAUUUAAACAUAAACAGCAGGCCAGCUCUGCAUCAGAGUCGACGGUAACAACUGGAUCACCACCCACAAGCCCAGCCACUGCCCAAGCUCCGGUUUCCUUGGCACUUAAACAGGACUCUGCUACUCUCAAGGGGCGUGGCAGGAACACUGGGCAUUAUUAUCGGGAGGAGGGAAUUGACUGCACUCAUCUCUCUUCAAGGAAAUCCUGCGAAGAUGACAUUGGCUUUCAAAGAGUUGAAGAGCCAGAGAUUAAAAGACCAAGGCCAAAAUCAGCUCCUGCUCUGAGGCAUAAGAUGACUCCUAUGCCCAUUCCUAAUCCCGCACUUCAGGUACAGAAGUAUGCUCCAGCUAGUGAGGAGCAUCUGUCUCCAGAACUACAGGAAUGGGCACCAUAUUCACCCAAACGGUCUGCUAGGCACAGUGAUGGCUUUGUGCCGGCUGCAUUAUAUGCUGGCAGCAUGUCAGCAGCAGGUACGGUACCAAGAAGCUUAGCACCAUGCCCUGCAGUAACUGCUGUCAUGAGAAAUCCAAUCUAUACUGCCUGGAGCCAUAGAGUUCACACUAGUAAUUGCCCAUCGGUCGCCAGCCAAAUAUGCCAUCAGCAUCUGCAUCCCAGUUCCCAGCAUCAAGGUCGCCUGAGUUUGGACCUAAGUCAUAAACACUCCAGUGACUACUCUGAAAAUUCACGUACAAGAGCAUCUCAUGGCUCAAAUUCAUUACCAUCCAGUGCAAGACUUGGUUCUUCAAGUAAUUUGCAAUACAGAACAGAACGAAUUAAGAUCCCUUUAACACCAAGAUAUCCAAGGUCCAUGAUGGGCUCUGACAGAGGCUCCUUGUCACACUCUGAAUGUAGCAGCCCCAGCUUGAUAACUCCUCCACAGUCACCUCUGAAUUUGGAAACGUCUUCCUUCGCCAGCAGCCAAUCUCAGAACUCCCUUUCUACAUUACCUAGGAUUUCCAUUAGCCCAGUAUCUAUUGGAGAACGUAGAAAAGAUAGGCCCUACAUGGAAGAGCCACGUCAUGUUAAAGUGCAGAAGGGUUCUGAGCCACUAGGGAUUUCCAUUGUGAGCGGAGAAAAUGGUGGAAUAUUUGUCUCUAAAGUAACAGGUGGGAGCAUUGCCCAUCAAGCUGGCCUUGAGUAUGGUGAUCAGUUACUGGAGUUUAAUGGAAUAAAUUUGAGAAAUGCUACAGAGCAACAGGCUCGACUAAUCAUUGGACAGCAGUGUGACACCAUUACUAUUCUGGCUCAGUAUAACCCGCAUAUGUAUCAGCUUGGCAAUCAUUCACGAUCAAGUUCUCGUCUAGAACCUGUGAGUAAUCAUUCCACCCCUCAAGGCAGCGGAGCUGCAACGCCUGACAAUCAUUCCGUAAUCGAUACUGUGAGUGAACAGGAUGAAGGUACGAUGACACCCCCGUCCAAACAAACCACACCAACUACAAGUCCCCGGAAUUCUUUAAGGGGCCCUGCGGACACAAACAAAAGGACCCCUGAACCUAGAACUGUUGUUGUUAAAAAAUCCCAAGUUGAUCUUGGGAUCCAGAUAUGUGGUGGAAACCUGUAUGGAAUAUUUGUCUCAGAUGUAGAUGAUGAUAGCCCAGCAAAAGGACCUGAUGGACUUGUCUUGGGUGACAUGAUACUUGAGUAUGGGUCCAUUGAUAUGCGAAAUAAAACAGCUGAGGAAGCUUAUCUUGAAAUGUUGAAGCCUGGAGAAAACAUAAAAAUAAAGACUCAGUACAGAAUAGAAGAGUUUAAUAAGAUAAAAGAACUUCCUGGAGAUGGAUUCUAUAUCAGAGCACUUUAUGAUCGUCUGGCAGAGGUGGAACAGGAUUUAAGCUUUAAGAAGGAUGACAUUUUGUAUGUUGAUGACACUCUGCCACAGGGAAACUUUGGCUGCUGGAUGGCUUGGCAGCUAGAUGAGAAUGCUCAGAAGCUGGAAAGAGGACAGAUUCCAAGUAAAUAUAUGAUGGAUCAGGAAUUCUACAGGAGACACAGCAUGUCUGAGAAUAAAGAUGAAAACAGCUCAUCUAAGACAUUGUCAGCAGCAGCACGGAGGUCAUUCUUCAGAAGAAAGCAUAAACACAAGCGAAGUGGUUCCAAAGAUGGAAAGGAUCUACUGGCUCUUGAUACAAUCAGUACAGAUUCAAUUCCUUUCUUGGAUGAUUCUGCAAGUCUGGCAUAUCAGCGUGUACAGAAAGUGGACUGUACCUCUCCUAGGCCUGUCCUUAUUCUAGGACCUUUACUUGAUGCUGUGAAAGACAUGUUAGUCAAAGAAUCGCCUGGAAAAUUUUGCAGAUGUCCUCUUGAGGUUAUGAAAGCUUCCCAACAAGCCAUUGAACGGGGCGUGAAGGAUUGUCUGUUUAUUGAUUAUAAACGGAGGAGCGGACAUUUUGAUGUGACAACUGUAGCUUCAAUAAAAGAGAUAACAGAAAAGGAUUGUCAUUGUCUGCUUGACAUCGCUCCUCAUGCCAUCGAACGGCUCCACAGUGUUCAUAUCUACCCUAUUGUAAUUUUUAUUCGCUACAAAAAUGCUAAACAAAUCAAAGAGCAAAAAGACCCAAUCUUCCUGAGGGACAAAGUUACACAGAAACAUUCCAAAGAACAGUUUGAGACAGCUCAAAAAAUUGAACAAGAGUAUAGCAAGUACUUUACAGGCAUCGUCCAGGGAGGAGCCCUUUCAAGCAUUUGCACUCAGAUUAUGACAACUGUAGAUCAAGAACAAAACAAAGUCCUAUGGAUCCCAGCUGGCCCGCUGUAAAUUUAUUUUGCUGUAAAACUACUUUGCAGAUAUAAAUAACCAACUAACUUUCUAUUCAACGGAUUCAGUCAAUUUCUGUCUUUGUAAAGAUAUCCAUAAGUGAUUUCUGUUUCAUGAAGGGGAAUGAUAACACUGAACAUAAGGACCUGACGAGACACGUGAGAAGGGGUAGAUCACUUCACCGAGCUUGUCUCUAAUGUCAUACGUGUACACAUGACAGGUUGCCAUGAGGGGUUGUGACCUGCAUGUACUUGUCCAUGAGUAAAGAAUUUAACAAUGCUGCAAAACCCUGUAGAAUGGCAAGUUUACAAAAACCUUUUCCAAGUAUUUGGUUGUUGCUGUUUACUUGAAUGUCUUUUGUUUUGUUUUGUUUUUUUUUUAACUAUGUCCUUUCACUUAAUGAGGUAACUCUCCAACACAGAGUGAAAUUUCUGAAUAUGAAUGAAUGGCUUAUGCGCAACAUGACUCUUAGUUAUCAUUUUGACCAUUUCUAAGCACAUUGUUGACUUACAACGAGGUAAUAACAUGGGAUUGAAUCGGUACGUCUUGGGAGUAAGCUCAGAAGGAAGUACACUCCUUUACAGGGCAGACCACUGUUUGUAUCCUGUCAGCUGUUGUCUGUCAAAGAUAUCGUUUCUUGUUUUAUGCAUGAAUUUAAUAUUUAAACAUCAUAAUAUAUCUGAACAAUCCAAGCUUAAUGUGUGUUGAAAAAUAAUAAUUUUUGGUUGUUGGGCCUGGAUUAAGUACUGGUGGGGAAGAGUCAUAAGCUAGGCCUAGCAUGCUGUGUUCUGUCACUUUUUAGAUACUGUAAAUAUGGAAAGCUUAUGUUGGUGCAAUUUUGCAGGGUAAUUCUUAAGCUUUGUACUUCAGUGUAUAGCAUUCACAUAGAUUGUUUUUAUUUAAGAGCAGCCACAGUUUUAGGGCUUUGAUUAAAAGCCUUUAGUAAGGUACUAAAUUGUUAGUGUUCUCACUGUCAAAAAAUAAGUGAUCGUUUAGUUUUGGUUGCAAUACCUACUUACAGAUUGUACAAACUCCAUGGUAUCAGUUCCUUUUUUGUUUUUUGCACUUCUGACUCUGUGUUCCUAACACAGGUUUUGUACCUGUCUCUUCUGUCUCUUGUGCCAUGUUUCUUGGGUACUGUAUUUUAAUUGUUUUUAAAAUGUCAUAUGAGUAGAACUGCUUCUCGGUCACUGUUCCUAACAUUUCAUUAUGUAGGUUUCUAGUUUUACACUACAGGCUGUAGCUUUGCUUCUGUUUGCAGCUUUUUUUAAUUGAAAAAAGGGAUUCUUCUUGCACAGUUCUUCAAAAGAAAGAUCUGGUCUUAAAUUUAAAUUCUGUUUUACAGAUGCUAUUUUAUAGUUCAAAAUACUUUCUAUAGUAUCUAUAUAAUUAUACUAUAUAGAGUAUUUUGAACUAUAAUACAUACUAUAUAUAUAGUAUUUUAUAUAGUAAUGCCAUACUAUUAUAAUACUGUAUAUAUAUAAAUUAAAAAUAGGAAAUUGUAUGGAUGAAUUACUAGUCAAAGUACUUCUCAUGGUGAGGGACAGAAGGGCUUUUUUUUUGUUUAUCUCAUUUUUUUGUUUGUUUUUUAAAGUUUGAGGUCAGAGUAGACUCCAGUGGUACAACUGAAACAGACAGGUACUGUUCUGACAUGGAUUUUCUGUACUAAAAUGAAAAUGUCACUUUGUAUCAAAAAAAAAAAAAGUUAAAGAAACUGAUUACUAAAUAAAGGUCAAUUUCUGUAACUUGACUUGUGUGUAAGAGGUGCAUAUAGCUAAUGUUCUCUUUGACUCUGUUUAGUUGAGUCCUCAUAUAAGGUUCAAUUUUCUGACUAAAACUGUCACAUAUAGGUUCAGUUCCUUGACAGGAACAAGUUUCAGUUUUGUGAUUUUGCCCAACCUUGCAUACAUAAAUACCUAAAACAUUCAAAAACCACAGGGCACAAGAAAUGAGAUUGAGAUGUUGGGUUUGUGUUAACAGCUUUUUAACAUUCUGGCCCAGUGGUGAUAAGGAUUUCAAGUGGAAAUGUGAUUGGCUGGAUGGAGGCUUUAACUGGAGAACUAGUCUGUCACUAUUAUUUUUGAGUGUCACUGGAAACCAGGGAAAAC